AAUAUUAUUUUUAUUACCUAAGGGGGUAGGGGAAGAGAAAAACAGAUUAUUGCCCCAUUAAGCUACCACUUUUAUCUGUUUUUCUCUUCUUAAAUAAAUUGCCAAUUAAACAAAACAACAUUUCCUCACUGAGACCAUCAAUAAUCACUUCAAAAAACUGUUUCCUCUGCUAUCUGAACAUAGCCACACAAUUCUGUUUUUCUCUCCUUAAAAUAAAUCUCUAGUGUUACUCUUCAUAUAUUGUCACUUAUGGCAAAAGCAAUUCUCACCCUUUUCUUCCUGCUCUUGUCCUACUUCUCAGCGCCGUUUCUGACCUUAGCGGAUGAGCCGAAGACAUGGUGUAUGGCUAAACCUUCAUCAGAUAAUACAAUCCUUCAGCAAAACAUAAAUUUUGCAUGUUCCAAUGUGGAUUGUAGUAUCUUUCAAGAGGGCUGUCCUUGCUUUUCACCAAACAAUUUGAUGAACCAUGCUUCUAUUGCCAUGAAUCUUUACUACCAAUCUAAAGGAAGGAACCAUUGGAAUUGCCACUUUGGUAAUUCUGCCCUCGUUGUUUUGACUGAUCCAAGUUAUGGCAGCUGCAACUACGAGUGAAGUCAUGGUUAGGAAAAGCAACUCAUGAGGAGACUUUUGUUGAAUCAUAUCUAUAGAUAUCUAAAUCUUGUUUAAUCAUUAGAUAGUUGCCGAUUUCUCCUAUUAUGAUUACCAUUUUGUUGCAGUUUUAACUCCUUCCUUCAUGUAUGGCUUUUUAGUUCUUACUUUCUUCUUUGGGCCCUUGCAAUUGAAAUUGCAAUAGGCUUUCUGUCCAGGCUGAAUCAUAGUGGCUGGUCCAAUUGGUUAAGCAGACGUUUUAACUUUUUGCGCUGAUUGUGCUUCAAACGCACUGGUCUUUAAUUUUUGUCCUCCAUAUAUGUGGUUUUGUUAUAAAUAUUAUUAUAAUAUUGUGAUGUCUAUCUUUAGGAGGAAUUUUAGGGUUUGUGACUUUGGCACCAAGUCAAUUCUCUCCUAUAAAUAGAGAGAUUCUCUUCAUUGUAUUUCAUUCCUUAUAAGAAAUAAGAACCCUCUUCUCUCUUUCUCUACAA
Molecule: messenger RNA, 1079 nt
Organism: Lycium barbarum (goji berry)
Lineage: Eukaryota; Viridiplantae; Streptophyta; Magnoliopsida; Solanales; Solanaceae
Product: glucan endo-1,3-beta-D-glucosidase-like
Exons: 4
Coding region: 250-591 (113 amino acids)
Source: RefSeq, a predicted model, not a curated record